Molecule: messenger RNA, 1301 nt
Organism: Malurus melanocephalus (red-backed fairy wren)
Lineage: Eukaryota; Metazoa; Chordata; Aves; Passeriformes; Maluridae
Gene: MUSTN1
Product: musculoskeletal, embryonic nuclear protein 1
Exons: 3
Coding region: 839-1075 (78 amino acids)
Biological process (GO): chondrocyte differentiation; chondrocyte proliferation; tissue regeneration
Cellular component (GO): nucleus
Source: RefSeq, a predicted model, not a curated record
CUCCCAGUAAUGAAAAAUUCAUGCUCAGAGGUGGCAGGGUUUUACUUAAUAUAAAAAUUGUUUAGAGAAGAAAUGUUAAAAGUUUUGGGUAAGUUUUUAACUGCUGUCAGCAAGUGCAGUGGGGAACACCGAGUUUAUCCAUGUCUGAGUAAGCAGUUCCUAUACAUAUGCAGGUGAAAUGGUUAAACUUGCUAAUGGUGCUGCAAGUAGAAAGUGAUUUUACUCUCAGUUGUGUAAGAGCCAGCACUGGAACAUGAUCAGUGAUARAGCUGUAAAACCAUACCCUGCUCUAUUAACUUUCAAAAGACACAAAAUACUCUUCUGUUAAAGAUCCCUGUACUAAAGUGAUUCAGGGCACAGUUAUGCUUUGGACAUUAGGUUUAUAUCAUCUUUAGAGAACACAUGUUUUGUUAUGUCRGGAAACAAAUGCCCACUCUUUUCCCCCCUCCCUUCCCCUAGAGGACUCAAUUUUGUGUCCAUAACAAAAAGUUGCCUUUUAAAGUUAGAAACAGAGCCCUAGUGGACCCCCCGGGAAUGGUUUUUGUAGGAACCAGGCUUCCCCGUGUCCCCUCUGCCACAGCUGUCUGCUCCYAUCAGCCCAGCCUAGUGAGUGCUGCAUGCUCGAGUCAUCGCCAGGAAUAAACCUUAUGACAACAAGAGCCUUUCUCAACCUGAAUCAUCCCGGGCGCUGCUUUGGGAAGAUGACCCAGCUAAUGACUUCACUGAGAUAGUCUAUAUAAGUCCAGGAAAACAACAGGCACUCACAGAGCUCACGGGCUGGAUUUAAUCAAAGCUGGGAACGACCUGGGAGGGAUUUCAGCGAGGGAGCACCGCAGUUAUGUCACAGCCAGCCCCUGUGAAAAAGAAGCGUCCUCCAGUGAAGGAAGAAGACCUCAAAGGAGCUAGAGGAAACCUUGCCAAAAACCAGGAAAUUAAAUCCAAAACCUACCAAGUGAUGAGRCAGUGUGAACAAAUGGGCGCUGCAGCACCUUCCAUAUUCAGCCGGGCCCGGACAGGGGGUGAAACAGUCUUCGAGAAACCRAAAGAUGAGCCAGCCAAGAGCGUCUUUGGCUGACAGCAGAGCUGGAUGUGUCUCAUCCAAAUUUUUUUCCAAAUUUCUGUUCCUUACACURAAGUCACUGUAGACUCAAGUAGCUGAUUUUCACUCUAAGUCCUUAAGUACAAAUAUACUCAUGUCAAAGGGUAAAAUUUCCCUUUAAAAAUGUUCAUUUUUAUUACAUUCUUUCUUUCUAUGUAUUGGACAAUGUUUGCUAUAAUGGUUUAAUAAAAAAAAAGGUUGU